This is a messenger RNA of Lymnaea stagnalis (great pond snail), 10091 nucleotides long. Lineage: Eukaryota; Metazoa; Mollusca; Gastropoda; Lymnaeidae. The record is from the annotation of a GenBank genome assembly.
CGAGACAUUCCCCCACUCCGCGGUCCCACACACCACACGAAAUUGUUCUCAUUCCAACCAGAUCUCACUCAGGCAGACGACGCAGCUGUCUUGGUUAUUAGCACGGUGGCCAAACGAAGAGGAUUUUUUACUUCUUAUUUUAACUUGUUUCUGUUUGUAAAAGCUAAAAAGAACUUGAGGAGUUAUAUAAUAAUACAAUCCACCAGGAGGUAAGCACAUUUCUUUUUCUUAGUAGGAAUACAUUUUUAAUUUAUUUUGUCUAUUUUAUCUAUUUAAAAAAAUCAAUCUAUCACUGAAUAUCAGGACUAUCAGUUCUGUUUUUAUACGUCGACAAUGAUUUAGUUAGGUACGAUUAAAGAUACGUAGUGUUAUUUACCUGUAGUCAAUUCAAUUCUAUGUAUGUGUUUUGAGUUGUUUUUUUAAAGUCGUAAGGUUGUUAAGUAAUACUUAAGGCAUGGUGUGCCUGAUGUAGGCUUGCCUCUAAUCUAAUAUAAGGUAGUAUGCAUCCGUGUUGUCAGUCGAUCGCUGGUCUGCAAAAGUUUAAACUUUAAGAAGAUCGAUAGAUAACAGUAAAUUGAACAAGUCAUUAUAGAUUGGGAAUAAAUAUUAUUCCCUUAAUCAACUUAAUGAUAAUAAUUUAUUCCUGCUGGUCCGUCAAGAUGAAAAGGUUAUGUUGUUACACUGGUCCAGUAUAGAAAGGAUCUACUCAAGCUCUGUUUACAAGAUGAGGAUGUGACGUUUUUAAUUCGUGCAUGGUCAUUGGAAUCUUGUCUAUCUUUUUGCAUUCAGUCAUGCGAGCUUAAAAAAAAAUAUUUUUUUUUGUAAAGAAUGGAUGUCGAUAGGUAUACUGUCGACCCACAAUCCCAAACUAACCUACAGGCCCCCGUAAAAUGUUAUCUUGAAUAUAUCAUAUGUGAACGUAUUCCAACAAGAACGUGUAGUGUGUAACUUGCUGAUCUCUUUGGCCCAGACACACUCGACAAAAUUACAUCCACCAGUAGUGAAUUUGAUAGAGCGCUAAUAGGGUCAGUGCCCCUUGUACCAUGGGGGAGGUGACUCACCGUGGAGUUAUCUGUUCUUUGUGUUAUCAUCACUCUCAUGUGGAGUAUUGAAAUUUUUUAACUUGGUAAUGAACAGGUAAUGGACUUGGACACAUAUGUUCCGUUAGUGUAAUGUACAUUUCUUACUCUUCCCCGUGAUAUGGUUAUGAUGCAUUACAAUAUAUAUUUUUACACAUAAAAAUGCGAAAUUUGUUUAGUUCUUUUUUUUUUUUUUUUGGAAUACCGUAGUCUUGUCCUUCACUCAGUCUCAGUGGCUUCUCAUUGAAUCAAUGAGUCAUUGUUCAUUGUUAUGUUUAUUCUAUUGUUGAAAAAGGUGAAAGUUAAAGAUGCUGACUGAUACGGUUUCAGAUUAAGUGGGUUUAUUCUUAACAUGAUCAUGAUGGCACCUGAAAUUAAUAAUUUAAUAUUGCGUUAUUUAUUGUUUCUUGAAGUUGAUAUACCGGUACAUUUCGUGGACAAUUGAGACAAUUAGUUGUGAGCAUUUUAAAAAAAUGGUUAGUGUAUUGUUAUAUAUAGAGGAGAUAUUAGGCUUAUCAACAGGCUGAGACCCACUGAGUCUCCACCAUACCAAACCAGCUAGACUAUAAUAUGUUAUUAGUAAGGCACUGGUGCCAUCUAGCAACACUACAUACCUGGGCCGUGAAAAGGGGGGCAUUCGCCCCCAUGCUCAAACAGUGUGGGGGAGGGGGGGGGGCAAACAGAUCCUGCUCCCCACCAACUCACCAAGAGGAAUAAAGAUAUAAAGUAAAACUAAACAUUCAAUAAAGUUAAACUUCGAUGAAUUUAAUUUAUGGAUAAAAAAAACAAAAUCAUUCAAAAUCAAUAAUAGUUAUAAAACAUCAGAAAUAAGCUAUAGAUAAUCACAGAGGUUGAUACAUCAUUAUUAUUGACAGAGAGAUAGAAUACAUUACUUAAUAUGAAUCAACAUAAUCUUAUACGUAAUUUUUUUUUUUUUGCAGAGAAUUGUUUAAUUUUUGGAUUAAAGUCAAUGGUCUUGAGGAUGUUAUUUUCCAUGCAUAUGACUGAGAAACGUUUUUUGUCUCAUUGUACUGCGAAGCUGAUUAUUACCUAAUUUUUUUUCGAUUCAUAUCUGGGGAAAGUAAAACUUGUUGAUGAGAGUUAUUCCCCUUUAAAAAUUUUUUUUAAAUGUCUAACUUUAAUAUGCAUUUAUGAUAUUAAUUUUGGAAUGUGCUAUAUCGUGGGCUACAAUUGGGAAAUUGGGAAUUUUAAAUCGAAUUGAUUUGUCAAAAUCGUUCAAUAUUUAUUAAAAAUAUGUAAAGCAUGAUGCCCCUACAAUAGUGAGUCCCCUAGAAACUAGGGGCCCCCCUACAAGCGCGGGGGCCCUGGGCCAGUGCCCACCGGGCCCAUGCCUUGAGACGGCACUGAGCAUAACCUCAUACAUCCUGACCCACCUGCCCACCUCCAAUACUCUUAUGUAUACUUUUAUUUCCAUACAAGUACACAAGAUACAAAGAUAUGAACUCCAUUCACGUUUUUUUUUUAAAUUGUCAUUUCCGUGAUACAAUGGGGGCAUUCCUUCACCCAGUUACUAUGAUUUACUUCACUUGAUUAAAAUCUCCUCUUUCGCCGGCGAUUCAGAUCUAACGUUUUCAUAGCGCCCCGUCCAUAGAAAAUCUUGUCCUUUCAACCACUGAAUCCCGUUGAUAGCUAGAGUGUGAUUGUGUGUUACAGACUUGUUCUUAUUCUUGUUAUGGUGUAUUUAUUCCUUGGGUAAGGGGCGUGAAAGUACGGUAUACGUAUGAGGGUGUAAAUAGGACAAUGUUGUUUCACAUCAUCUAUUGACUAAGGCAGUAAUUGGCCAACAUGUUUUUAUUUUGAUUCUGGUAAGAAGUUGUUUGUUUUGUUGUUGUUUUUUUGUUGUUGUUGUUAAAGGUAACGUCAUCCUGCUUUAAAUGGCACAAAUGAAUUUUUUUAACACCCAGAACGGUAUUAAAUGUAUACCUUAAAUUAUACAGUUAAUAAUGGCAGGUUUUUUUGAAAGCUUAUCCCAACUACUUGUCCCAAUCAUUCAUUCCCUUGUCUGGAUUCGCAUGACUCUCAGAUCCGAAUCCUUGGUAUUUUGAGAUUCCAGAACACUGGCCAGCUGACCGGUGUUUACCAACCCCCCCCCCCUCUUUUUUUUCCGCUUCCCCCCACUGAGGGCCAGAUGUUUACGUUUCCGGCUCGACUUUCGAGGUGUCGUCACCUUUGAAUUGUUCAUUGUCAGGUGGCAGACGUCAAGCCACCUGCUCAGUUUCACUGGCCUAUUUUGGACGUCUGUUUCUCGGACACUGGUUUACUUGCACCUGUCGGGGUGUUUAACGGCCCUGAAUUUCUUGGUCUACCAGACUAGUAACAUUUUUUAACUAGAAUUUUGGUAUAAUUUGAAAUGAGUAAUAAUGAAAAUACUUAUGAACAUUUAGUUGGGGGGGGGGGGGUAAACAGGGGGCAGUUGGUGAAAUACUUCUACUACCCUCUUCUUAGCACUGAAACAUAGAGACAAAGUCUCAUUAUGACUAUGAACAUUAUGAUGAACAUGUAAUGCAAAUGUAAGGAUUAAUUCAUUAUGUAACCCGACAAGAUAAGUUUUUUAUUUUUUAAUAAAUUCGGCAAUGCAACUAGUCCGUUGGUGCCCCGUGCCUCUAUGAACUUUUUUUGUUAUGGAUUAACCCAGUGGUCCCCAAAUGGCGGUCCGUGGACCUUCACCGGUCCGCACGCCUAACGCUGCCGGUCCCCAUAACAUAAAUAUUUAUGGUCAAAUAGAAAUAAAAGUAUAAAAAUAAAUCAUGCACCUGUCCCUGGCAAAAUUUCGAAACCUGUUCACCGGUCCGCAAAACUUAAAAGUUUGGGAACCACUGGUCAUUAGCCCAUAGCAUCUAACUGCCCUGGUAUAAAGUGAGGGACGAAACCGACACCAAGGAGCUAGCCUUUGAUAAUGUUUGUCUUUGCGAUUCUUUGGUAAAUCCCUUGACUUUGACAUUCCUCUGCCCUGCGACAGUUACCCCGCUUUAGUUUCCCCAUUACCGCCCUUGGUUGACACUACACGUUCGUUUCGUCACGCAGUGCGGGGGUUCAGCCGUGGACUGUGGACACUCUGUGGCGUGACGUCAACGACACCAUAAAGUGGUUUGCCUACUCUUGAAAAACAUCUUGUUUUUUUGGUCGGUUUUUUUUGUGUGUCGUAAACUAGAUACACUUAAAGAUCUUUUAACGCAAGUUUACGCAAGUAACUUCAGUGUACAUGACUCGGAUGUCCUGCAUGUAACCAGGGGUGCCACAACCGUUGCUGGCGCCCCCUUUUAAGUACAGUCUAAAUCAUAAAAAUAUCUGCAAGGAAACAACUGGAGAUUAGUUAAUGAGUUUCUUAGCUAGUUUUUUAUUUAUUUAUUUUUUUUUUUAAAUAGAAACAAUGAACAAUAACUUAACUUGUAUUUGGACAGAAUGAACAAUUAGCCUACCGUGGGUAGUAUGAACAAUUAGCCUACCGUGGGUAGUAUGAACAAUUAGCCUACCGUGGGUAGUAUGAACAAUUAGCCUACCGUGGGUAGUAUGAACAAUUAGCCUACCGUUGGUAGUAUGAACAAUUAGCCUACCGUUGGUAGUAUGAACAAUUAGCCUACCAUGGGUAGUAUGAACAAUUAGUCUACCGUGGGUGGUAUGAACAAUUAGCCUACCGUGGGUAGUAUGAACAAUUAGCCUACCGUGGGUAGUAUGAACAAUUAGCCUACCGUUGGUAGUAUGAACAAUUAGCCUACCGUUGGUAGUAUGAACAAUUAGUCUAACGCAUGCCGUGUACACAAUUAGUCUACCGCAUGCCGUGUACACAGUUAGUCUACCGCAGACAGUAUGACUAUGAACAAUUAACCUACCGAUGACAUUCCCCCCCCCCCCCAAAGCCUUUAGAUCAGCAAGUCUUUGUUUUAUUGCCCUUUCUAUUUCUCUCCCAUGGCGCCCACAUCCUAUGCUUUUUCCUGUUUUGGGAGAUCUUUGAUGGCGCCCCGGGUGACUGACUGCCCGAGUUGCAUGCACCUUGAUUCGGUCCCUAAUGCAACUAAGGAUAGCGUACAUAAUACAUUGAUGUCAUUCGACUAUCCUCCGCGUCCACUCGAGUCUAUGUAAUCCUGUUGUAUCUCCCAGGCCCAUCAUAGCGGCCACGCUAAGUAAUUGGGUUUUUUCGGUCAUGGGGUGAAAUUAAGAUGACGCCAUACAUUUUCACAGUCAACCCCCCCCCCCAACCAAACACCCUUCUCUCUCUCUCUCUCUCUCUCUCUCUCUCUCUCUCUCUCUCUCUGUAGCUUCAAUGUGUAAAUAAAACCCACAUAACAAUAUGGCCGCAUAAUGUGUUAUCUUUCUUUUCACCUCUCUCUGCCCCCCCCCCACACACACACAUUUUAAAAUAAAAACUAAGAAUACUAAGUGUGUGAUCUACUUGUGAUUUAAAUGAAACACGCCAUUUUAAAUUUAUUUUUAGAUAUAUAUAAAAUAUAUAACUAUAAAAAAAAGAAAAAACUUAUUAAAAGAAUAAAUGUUCAGACAUAUAAAUAUUGUUUUGCAGUAUCCUAAAAAAGUUUAUUAUUUAUAAUUAUCAUUCCACUUAAUGUUAUUAUUUUUUACAUUUUUUUUUUUGGUUGUAAUUUAUAUUUUUUUAAUGUCUUUUUCAGUUUUUUGACGCCACCUUCUUACAAGUAUCCUGAUAGUUAACAUUAAACACUAGACGUCAUUAUCUCCUGCAACAACAAAAACAAACAAAAGAGAACAAAAAAAAAACUAUGGAUAUGCAAUACGCUGACAAUGCUUCAAACAAUGACCACGAUGAUUUCAGUGACGUCAUGGGUGUGUACAACACGCGCUCUGCUUUCAGUUCCAGCAGACUUCAUUUGAACCUGUACGACAUGUGUUCAACGGGAGACAAACCGUAUUACGAUGAUGUGGAUUUAAUAUCCGAGUGCUCUACGCCUGGCACGUACGUUCCAGGCAAAUACCUCCAACUCAGCGACUUCACCCCCGACCCCACAAAUGAUGCACUUCUGUGGCCGGUAUCUUUAGGAGGCACCAUGAGAAAUGAUCCAGAGGCUAGUCACGUGAUCCCUGGUCACUCUAGGCUUGCUGAUGAGGAAAGCUUCUCACAGGGACAGGUAAUGAUUUUUUUCAAGUGCAACAUUUGGUUGUGGGCUCAGCACCAGUUAAGAAAGUAGGGUAUGGUCAAUUUUAUUUUAUUUCUUUAAUAUGGGGGGGGGUGUAGGGGGGGGGCAUAGCACAUUAUUUUCAUUAACACACAAGAUUUAUGAGUACAACAAUAUCAGUGCUCAGGGGUUAUUAAUCUUUAGGGAUGGACUUCCGUUCAGUUCCAAUAAUAGAACCAAGCCACCUUGAGUACUUUGGCAUAGCUAAGAUUUUUUUUUUUCCUUCCUUAAAAAACUCUGCAGUUAAUUAACUCCUAAUUUAAGCUUCUAGGGCAUCAUGUAUUUUUUUUAAUUACUACUAUGUUCACUGGUCCUGGUAAGAUUUUUUACCAACCCAAAUAUUUUAAAUCACCAACAUAGAUACUAAGAUAUAUUGAUGAAAUUGGCAUCCAGUCUUAAUUUGGGCUGUACCUUAAAAAAAUUACUGGCAAUUUAAUUUAUGGGUUUAGUGGAUUUUUUUAAAACCAUUUUCUAACCUGAUUGUUGUAUUCUGCAGGUUUCCCGCAGGUCACAUCGACUAUCUUUUCAAAACCCAAAGUUCUAUGUGCCUUUAGUGGUCUGUGUCAUCAUUGCCUUAUUUGCCCUGGGAGGUUUGGCUGCAGUCAUCUAAAGACACUUUCCCCCUUUUCAGACAUCGGAAUAAUUCUAGUCGGCCAGUACCAACAUUCAAGUGAACUCAAUACAAUUUUUGAGUAGCAUUUUACACAAUUAAAUUCUUUUGUUUCAAGUGUUGAAACCAUCAACUGCAUACUGCCUUGUGCAGGAAAUAAGCUAGUCAGUGAGCAGAGUGAUGUGUUGUUUAUCCAAUUUUUAUGAAAAUCCAUGACUGAAUAAAUGCAGAGAUUUAGUUGCAAGCAGAAUCGAUAUUGCAUGAGAAAAUUUCCUAUAUACUGUGUGGAUCAGAUUUCUUAAGAGCCCGCUGAAAGAAUUGUAAAGAAAUUUUUGAAUGACUGAAUAUAUGAAAAAAAUUUUUUAGACAGAUAUAAAAAUUUUAAUGAUAUAGCAAAGUCAAAAGAGUUACUUACUGAAAUUAAAUAUGAUGUAAAAGUUGUAGAACUAACAUUUUAAGUGUCCAAGCAGUUAAAGAAAAUUUUGCAAUGUUGUUUUUUUUUAUUUGAAUGUAUGUGUUUUUAUUUGGCAUGUCUCCGAUAAGACUUUUAAUUUAUUGGUAUGGCAGAUCUUCUUCAAAAUGUAUAUAGCAAAAUAUUUUUUUUUUUUAAAUGGCAUUGGUUAGUGCUCUCCCUUGAGUAGCAGUCAGAUUUCGUCAUUGGAAAGCACCAGCUGAUCUUAGUGAAGAAUUCAUGCCAACAGUUUAAACAAGUGCCUAUAAACACAGACAUCCCCAGGUCAUCGGUGGGACGGUCACUUGAAAUAUCUCCAGCUGUUUGUGUCAGAUGGCCUUGGUGGCAUCAUGUUAACAAAUAAUUGUUGCUGACCAUCGCGCUAAUGUCAACAUUUCUAUUGUCCCUACAACAAACUCACAGAACAUUUAUUUUAAAGUUUCUAUUUUAAUUUAUUUUGAAAGAGCUCGGCUGAAACAAACUGGAAGAGUUCACCUGACUCUGUGGUUGUUGGUUGUUAGGGCAUGACAUGUCAAAUUGCACUUGAUGGUCUAGGUCAUCCAGUUUUGUCAUUGCAGCUGUCCCCAUUUAGAGCUCCUGUCUGUGUGGACGAUUUGUAAAUAUUUCCUAAUUUUUUUUCCAUCUGUUGUAAAAAGCUGCAGAACCUAGGCCAUCGAUUUGAGAAUGCCUCAUACAAAACCUGCUAAGUUGACUUAUAUGUGUUAUCGACUUUGGCUGUAUUUUUUGUAUUUAGUGCGUCAAAACCUUCAUUUUAGUCUAUUAUGUCAUCUGAACAAAACUAUGAAGGCUAUUUUUGAUAUAUAAAGUUGAUUAACUAUAAUAGAUUUUUUUGAUUAAAUGAAUGAACAGAAAGCUAAUGAGCAAGUUUUUCAAGUGGCCGUUUCAUUUAGUCAGAUAGCGUCCCACCCCUGUUUAAAUUUAUAUUUUAGAUUAAGAGAGUUUUAGAAUGUUGUACUCUUAACUGGAAUUUAAAUAUAAGUAGGGUUAAUUUUUAUUUUGAAUGAUAUGUUUCUUAUUGGUUUCCAACACCAAGAAGAAUUUAAUAAAAAAGCUAGUGAAUUGUAUUGACGCGUGUUAAUAAUGUGUUUAAACUAUCAUGAUUAAUAACACAAACAUUUAUGAUUGUUAGGAUGGCAGCUUUUUAAAAGUAAAAUUAUGAUGAUUAGUUUUUAUCUUUAGUUGUUAUAUAGAAUCUAUAUUGUGGAGGUAAUUACAUUAUGUCACUUUUUAAGGUGUGAUUAAAAAUACAUGGUUUUAUUUCUGUUGUUGGUAGAAGAUUGACCUAAAUAUGUAUUUCUUGGUUUUAUUUUUUAUUUAUAAUAUAAGUAAAGACACAUAUAGGGAAUCAACUUAUCUUUAUUUGUAGUGCAGUUCAAAACUGAAUUUAAUGAAUUUUUAAAUUGUUAUGUAUUUAUUUAUUAAGUUCCUACAAAAUAACUGGGUUGUGUUUAGGGAGAGUAUAAUAGUUAGAUACAGUUGUAGAGUGGAUCUUAUGGCUUAUCUCCCUUAACUCGUCACUUGUACAUUUAGAUACAUGGUGAUGGUGUUGUCAUCAAUUAGAUGUGUGAACUAACUGAUGAAUUCUUUGAAAGAAAUCCUUAGAAAUGACCAUUCAUUUAUGUGAAAUAUGUCAUUAUCAUGUAUCCUUCAUGUGUUGACUCAUCUCUUGCCAAUCCUGAUAUUACUUUUGUAUUUAUGUGAGGCUGAACAAUUCUCAAUUUCAGGAAUGCCGUUUCUUCUUCUGGUACUCAAUUUUUGUUGUUCAAAGCUGUUUUUGUGCAUGGUCUGGUCCUUCAGAGCCUGGUAGCACCACAAAGAGACUGUUCUUCAAGCCAGAUGUUCAAUGUGAAUAAAUAGCAGGCUAAAUACAAUGUUCAAUAGACAUUUCUAAAAAUAGCUUGUUGUUGGCUGUAAGCUGUGACAUAAUUCAGUGGCUCCACUGACUUAGCAGCUUCACUGAAUUAAUAGCUCACUAUGCUAAAAAAUUAACUUUGUACCAAAGUUAAAAUAAAAUUUAGAUUUCUCGAUGUUAACGUCUCAAAACAGUUCCCAUCAUAUGGGUAUUUUCUUUAUCAUGUGCAUCAAUUUAGUUCUGUAAAUAUGUAUUAUACAUCGCUGUUUUCAGUUUGAAAAAUGUAUGAAGUUAUUGUGCGAUGAGAUUCUUGAGUUAGAGAAUCACAUGUAGCUAAUGAUCUCACUACAACACAUGACGAGAUGGUUGGGUAUAAUCCUAUCAACACGCCACAUAACUCGUAGGUGAUUGGCUGAGAUGGUAUGUGAGCAUUGAGAUCAUAGUUUCAUGAUUUUACCAUCUUUCAAGAUAUACUGUGGUGGGGGUUCAUUAAUCAUUAGCUGGGUGUCGGUGGUCUCAUAUUGAGAGCGACCGGUAUCCCUAUCACCUUCACCACCGGUAUCCCUAUCACCUUCACCACCGGUAUCCCUAUCACCUUCACCACCGGUAUCCCUAUCACCUUUAACGACCAAGCAACCUCUUCCACCCUCAUCCAAGUAGGCCAUAAAUUAAAAAAAAAUAUGGCUUGUUAGGGACCAUGAAAGAUAUGUUCAUUGUCACAAGUCUUGUUUAAAAAGCAUUGUUGUACAUAUUUCUUUAACACUUAAAUGAAAAUGAUCCUGUUAUGAUGUAUAGAUAUAUAUGAAAAUGAUCCUGUAAUGAUAGAUAUACAUAUGAAGCCAAGUGUCUCCAUCUACUUGCUGAUUUUUCUGGGCAGGUAUUUAAUCUGUAAAUAAAAUAAACAUGUGAAAAU